This is a messenger RNA of Exophiala aquamarina CBS 119918, 975 nucleotides long. RefSeq lists its product as uncharacterized. The transcript is spliced from 2 exons. NCBI's taxonomy places the organism in Eukaryota, Fungi, Ascomycota, Eurotiomycetes, Chaetothyriales, Herpotrichiellaceae. The record is from RefSeq and is a predicted model, not a curated record. Bases 1 to 975 code for a protein of 324 amino acids.
AUGGCUCGUAAAUUGCCUUGGGCUGUGAACGAUGACCCGCAAGCAAAGAGAAGUCGAACGAGUCUACCACCAGCUUGCUCAGUGCUAAACAAAGAAUAUUCAAUCACUCCUCUGGACAAGGACGAGAAUCAUGACCUGCCCUCAAAUCGGGGCCGUGCAUUAGAGACCAGUGCCAGAAAAGGAGUUAUGCGCAGUGGAUAUGAUAAGGAUGACGUCUACAUAAUGGUCGAGGAUGAAUUUCAAACAGUGGCUCAGUCGUACACUGCUCACCUUCACCAUGCAGAGUAUAAGAGACUCAUGAGAGAAGCCCGAACUGUACCCCCAAAGGACCUUCCCGAACCCACCUCCCCAAUGUCAAGUGAAGCGAAACGGAGAUUGCAAGGUGCGGCUCUUCAGAAAAGACAAGGCGAUGUAUUACAUCAAGUACUGGGGAAGAGAUCGCCAGAACAAGAUGAGGAGGACAAGAUGAACAAUCUCUGGUCGGGAACGAGUCUUGCUCCGUUGAUGGCGCAAGGCAGUCAGCAGAAGACAUCGUUAGUGGGCUUGGAGAGGAUCUCGAGCAGUACACGAGCCGGUUCAGGUUACAGCAGACCCAAGAGCAGUGGUGCCCAUUUCAGAGUUGAAGAGGCUAGUGAAAGCGAGGAGCUGACCUCAAUCGGAACAGGUGGUCGAUCACGGCGAGCUGAUCAGGCUCAACGAGCCCACAGGGCGUCACGCCACACUAGCAAGACGCUUCCUCCUAGAAGCAGAGUCUUACCAACUCAAAAACAAGGAGAUGAGCCCCAUCGGCCGACAUCUGCAGUUCUUGAUCUUGAUGAGCAGACAACCGACAGGGGCGACAGCAGGAACAAAUGGAGUAGCCAAACCACGAGACCAAAGGGUCCAGCAUCCAGCAGCAAUUUCAUGAAUCGAAAGUCGGAAAAGGAGAAAGAAAGGCAAUCCAGGCUCGGUGAUGUGCCAUUGUUCAUCAUAUAA